Molecule: messenger RNA, 1086 nt
Organism: Aspergillus nidulans FGSC A4
Lineage: Eukaryota; Fungi; Ascomycota; Eurotiomycetes; Eurotiales; Aspergillaceae
Product: TDT family transporter
Exons: 4
Coding region: 1-1086 (361 amino acids)
Biological process (GO): transmembrane transport
Cellular component (GO): membrane; plasma membrane
Source: RefSeq, a predicted model, not a curated record
AUGGGCACCGGUAUGGUGUCUACCCUCUUGAAUACGCUGCCGUACAAUGCGCGCUGGCUGUACUGGAUCUCUAUCGUCAUAUUUGCUUUGAAUGUUCUUCUUUUCCUCAUAGCAUGUAUCAUCUCAUUCCUCCGAUAUAUCCUCUACCCGGAAAUCUUCAGGGCCAUGAUCUCGCACCCAGUGCAGUCCAUGUUCAUCGGCACACUACCAAUGGGCCUAGCGACUAUCGUCAACAUGUUCUGCUUUGUCUGCGUGCCUGCGUGGGGUGAAUGGGCCACCAGUUUUGCCUGGACGAUCUGGAUCAUCGAUGCUGUGAUCUCGGUGGUAUCUGCAUUAUCGCUACCAUUCUUGCUGAUGUCCGGGACCGACGAGAUCCAGCUCUCCUCCAUGACUGCCGUCUGGCUCGUCCCUAUCGUCGGCUGCGUGGUCACGGCCUCCUCGGGAGCUGUGGUGGCUGAUAUCCUGCCGAAUCCACAGCAUGCCCUGUGGACGAUCAUCGUCAGCUAUGUCCUCUGGGGCAUUGGGCUGCCGCUGGCAUUGAUGGUCAUGGUAAUUUACCUGCAACGGCUGACACUGCACAAGAUCCCACCAAAGGCCAUGAUCGUCAGCGUCUUUCUGCCUAUAGGACCUUUUGGCUCGGGGGGAUACGGAGCUAUGAAGCUAGGCAAGGCCGCUCAGACAAUCUUCCCGCAGACGCACACUCUCGGAGACCUAGCUGGCUCCGCGUUCUACGUAAUGGGCAGCUUGGUAGCGCUGAUCCUGUGGGCGUUUGGCCUAGUGUGGCUUUUCUUUGCGUCUGCCUCUAUUGUCCGGUGCAAGACGUUCCCGUUCAAUAUCGGCUGGUGGGGAUUCACCUUCCCCAUCGGCGCCUAUGCGAUGUGUACCUACCAGAUCGGCAUCGAGCUCCCCUCGGCAUUUUUCCGGAUUCUAGGGACGAUUAUCGCUCUCUGCGUGGUGGCUUUGUGGAUUGUGGUCAGCGUAGGGACGUUGAAAGGAGUGGUCUCUGGACAGAUGUUCCAGGCCCCAUGUCUGGCCGAUAUGAGGCCGAAGGGGGAUAACAAGGAUGCUAUUGUUAAAGCUGCGUAA